Chanos chanos (milkfish) is the source of this 1886-nucleotide messenger RNA. It is a transcript of the gene rassf8b, whose product is annotated as Ras association domain family member 8b. The record is from RefSeq and is a predicted model, not a curated record. Gene Ontology annotation, biological process: signal transduction. Bases 132 to 1403 code for a protein of 423 amino acids. The transcript has 5 exons. NCBI's taxonomy places the organism in Eukaryota, Metazoa, Chordata, Actinopteri, Gonorynchiformes, Chanidae.
UUUCAAAACAUAAUUUGGAGGGAAGUACUGGCUCUGUGCUAGCUGUGUCUGAUUCUUAUUGCUUAAUAUCAGAAUGCGCAGGAGAGUGCCACUAGCGCCCCCGUCUGUUGCACAGAAAUGACAUUACCCAGAUGAGAGGCAUGGAGCUCAAAGUGUGGGUGGAUGGAGUCCAGCGCAUCGUCUGCGGGGUCACGGAGGUCACCACAUGCCAGGAGGUGGUAAUCGCCCUAGCUCAGGCCAUAGGACGCACAGGGAGGUACACUCUGAUUGAGAAAUGGCGGGAAACUGAGCGCCACUUGGCCCCGCAUGAGAACCCUGUUGUAUCACUCAACAAAUGGGGCCAGUAUGCAAGUGAUGUGCAGCUGGUUCUGGAGCGUACUGGACCCUCCCUGAGCGAGCGACCCACCUCAGAUGGGUCGGCCCGCGUCCCGGAGAGAGGCCUGUAUCGGCAGAGCCUGCCACCGCUGGCCAAGCUCCGCCCAAACGCCACCGACCGUUCCCUCCGGCGACGAGAACCCAAACGCAAGUCGCUCACCUUCACUGGCGGUGCCAAGGGUUUGCGCGACAUCUUUGGCAAAAAUCGGGACAGUGAAGCCAAGCAACGGUCCACCAACCAGAGCUGCAACUCCACAGGGCCUGUGCAGGAGCUGAGCUGUUUAGUGCAGUUACAGAAAGAAAAGCUGCGAUCGCUAGAGACACGGUUGCAGAGCUGCGAGGUUGAGCUUCAGGGCAUCCUGGCCAUGGAGGACAGGGUGGGACAACUGGAAGAGGAGCAAGAAGAGGAACUUCUACGAUUGGAGCAGCAGGCACGUAGGAAUGAGGUAGAGCUUCAGGAGCAGGAGUUCUGGGAGAACGAGCUGCAGAUCGAACAGGAAAAUGAGAGGCAGCUGCGUGAGCAGCUGCAGGAGCUGCGCAGCCGCGUGCAGGACUGUGAAGCGCGGCUGGCCGAGUACCUCACGCGAAUCCAGAGCAUGGAGGCAGGGCUGGAGGCAGAGUUACAUGAGACACGGCAGGCGGACGAGCAGCAGGUGCAAGCGCAGUUGCAGCAGGCGAGGGCUGAGCUUGAGUUGCAGACACAGCAGGCUGCACGGCUGGAGAACAGCUGCAGGGUCGUGGACCGCUCACUUGGACAGUCCAGCAAGAGGCUGCAGGAGAAAGAGCAGGAACUGGAACAAUUGACCAAGGAGCUGAGACAGGUGAAUCUUCAGCAGUUCAUCCAGCAGACUGGAACAAAAGUGACUGUCUUACCAGCAGAACCUUCUGGGGAAGAGACUGCUGCAGAUACAGAGCUGCAGUCUGGUUCUCUGAAGCGUUUGGGAUCUUCUCGUCCUCUUCCAAAUGACCUUCGUACCCUCCAGAGUCCCAUCAGCUCGAGCUUCAACCCUGAUGGUAUCUAUGUCUGAUUUAACCCACUGACAACCACCCAACAUCUAAAGCCAGCCAGAUAGCCCGAAUGACUCUCAACUUAUGGUGUUUUACUGGAGGACCCAGCUCUAGAUCCACCCAAAAGGGAUCCAAAGUUUCCAAAGAGCGUGUUCUUCAUCUGGCUUAGGCCUGGUUACUCUUGGAUCCAUCAGUGGGAUUUCAUGCUGUUUCCUUGCUGGUCUGAUCUACACUUGAUCAAUUUGCCUGGGAUCUGCUAUAACUGGAGUGGACCCACUUGAACUGACUUACACUGGACCCCUGUUUGUCUGAGCUCAUCUGAUCUUCUAGCAGAAGAUCUAUAGGGUGUGCUGAAUUCUGGCCCAGUGUGCCAUAUUCUAUUUGUAUUGACCCUGAGACUACGCAGGAAAUAGAUGUAAGGCAAAGGAUCUGUUCCAGUUUCUCUGCUGCGCUCUCUUACCCCUCUGUUUCUCCUAGAAUAUAAUAUGGUGGUUUGAAAGAAU